AGAGACAACGCAGCCCCUUGUGCAGUCAUCACCUUCAGCGUCAGAGGAAAACGAGCUUUUUAAGAGAGGAAUCCAGAGAGAUUAGACAGAGAAAGAGCAAAAUUAGGAGCUGUUGAUUGAAGGAAAAUGGGGGAAUCGUCAGAAGCAUCGCAGCAAUCAUUCCUGAGGAAGCACUGGGAGGGCUACAAGGAGUUCUGGACCGAGAGGUUUUCGUUCUUGGACAACUAUACCAGGUUCAUCGAUAAGCGCCUCCCCUCAUGGUCCGCUUCCGAUGUUGAAGAGUUCAUUGCUUCAGACCCUGUUCACGGACCGACGCUGAAAACUGCUAGGGAAGCAGUAAACUUUGGUCUCACAGGAAGUGUUAUUGGAGCAGUGUCUACUGCAGGUGUUGCCUGGAAGUAUUCAAGGAGCGUACAUGGUGCUGGGCUGUCCUUUCUAGCAGGAGGUAUGUUUGGUUGGACAUUUGGACAUGAAGUUGCAAACCACUGGCUGCAACUUUACAGGUUGGACACCUUGGCUGCGCAGGCCAAGUUUAUGGAGUGGUGGCAAAACAAGAGUGUGGGUAGGUCGUAACUCAACAAUACAUGCCACAAUGGAGGCUGCAGCUUCAACUUUGUUUCUAUUUCUACAAUAAGAAUCCAUCCAAGUUCCUUUUUCUCUUUAAUGCGUUGAACUUUGAUGCUGCUGUUCUUCACGAUUGUAAUGAUCUUUUGUUGAACGGAAAUGGUGAGCUCAUUAGCAAACAAGAGUGCUAUGAAAAGAUGCCAAGUGCUAAUUCCUUCUUGUAGUUUGUUUGACCUUGUAGUAACAAAUAAAUUUUUGUGAUUUCAAAGUGAACUUUUAAAUUUCUGUGGUGUA
Molecule: messenger RNA, 858 nt
Organism: Corylus avellana
Lineage: Eukaryota; Viridiplantae; Streptophyta; Magnoliopsida; Fagales; Betulaceae
Gene: SDH6
Product: succinate dehydrogenase subunit
Cellular component (GO): respiratory chain complex II (succinate dehydrogenase)
Source: RefSeq, a predicted model, not a curated record